CCGGGACACGUGACGGGAUUGGGCGGGGCAUCAAGGUUCAUAUCCCAGAGUCCUUUGCACUGACUCCUUUUCCGACUCCUUGUUGAGCAAAGAUGUCGAAGCGAGGACGUGGUGGGUCCUCCGGUGCGAAAUUCCGGAUUUCCCUGGGUCUUCCGGUCGGAGCCGUGAUCAACUGUGCUGACAACACGGGUGAGACCUUCAGCUGCACCCUGCCAGCACCCCCCCUACAUCCAGCAGUGGUAAUUCGACAACGAAAGUCAUACCGGAGAAAAGAUGGAGUGUUCCUCUAUUUUGAAGAUAAUGCGGGGGUCAUAGUAAAUAAUAAAGGUGAAAUGAAAGGUUCUGCUAUCACAGGACCCGUUGCAAAGGAGUGUGCAGACUUGUGGCCCAGGAUUGCAUCCAAUGCUGGCAGCAUCGCAUGAUUAUUUCCUUUAUCUGUUUUAAAAAAGAAGUAAAAGUUAUGUGCUCCCAG
Puma concolor (puma) is the source of this 472-nucleotide messenger RNA. The record is from RefSeq and is a predicted model, not a curated record. NCBI's taxonomy places the organism in Eukaryota, Metazoa, Chordata, Mammalia, Carnivora, Felidae.